AUGUCACACAUGCACAUUUCAGACACCUGGAGGAGCCGAUGGGUGGAAUCCAAGCAUAAAUCAGACUACGGGAAGUUUGUCCUCUCUGCAGGCAAAUUUUAUGGCGAUGCCAAGAAAGAUAAGGGUCUUCAGACCAGUCAGGAUGCUCAUUUCUACGCGCUGUCAUCCCGCUUUGCUGAUUUCAGCAACAAGGAUCAGCCCCUCGUGAUCCAGUUCACUGUAAAACACGAGCAGAGCAUUGACUGUGGUGGAGGCUACAUCAAACUUUUCCCAUCAGACCUCAAACAGGAAGAUAUGCAUGGAGACUCCACAUAUAAUAUCAUGUUUGGUCCUGACAUCUGUGGCCCUGGAACCAAGAAAGUACAUGUAAUCUUCAAUUAUAAAGGCAAAAAUCAUUUGAUCAACAAAGACAUUAGAGCCAAGGAUGAUGAAUACACCCACCUGUACACGUUAAUUGUCAAUCUUGACAACACUUAUGAAGUCAAGCUUGAUAAUAAGAAGGUAGAGUCUGGAUCUUUGGAAGAAGACUGGGACUUCCUGCCUCCCAAAAAGAUAAAAGAUCCAGAAGCGAAAAAGCCUGAGGACUGGGAUGAGAGGGAGAAGAUCGAUGACCCUGAUGACAAGAAACCAGAGGACUGGGACAAACCCGAGAACAUCCCUGAUCCUGAUGCCAAGAAGCCUGAUGACUGGGACGAUGAGAUGGAUGGGGAGUGGGAACCGCCCAUGGUCACCAAUCCAGAAUACAAG
Molecule: messenger RNA, 747 nt
Organism: Sinocyclocheilus grahami
Lineage: Eukaryota; Metazoa; Chordata; Actinopteri; Cypriniformes; Cyprinidae
Product: calreticulin-like
Exons: 5
Biological process (GO): ERAD pathway; protein folding
Cellular component (GO): endoplasmic reticulum membrane; endoplasmic reticulum
Molecular function (GO): calcium ion binding
Source: RefSeq, a predicted model, not a curated record